AGGUGAAUUAUGCGGCAUGAUCAUUUUUGCUGAAGAAUAUAUUGUCUUCCAAUCUGAUUACCAGCAUCAUUGGAUAAUAUUUCAAACAUAUUUGUGUUUUUUGAUGCCUUUUAUGACUCCCAGAACCUAUACUGUUGAAGAGAGAUGAAGUUGCUACUCUAUAUCGUUACAUUUUGACAGAUCGCUGAGAGGAACGCCAGUGCUUUGCAUAAACAGUACUCAAGUAGUUGAAGUUGUAGUUGGAUAUUUAUGGCUAAUAUAGACCCAAUAGUUCGUCUGUUGCUGCUGCUGUACGUGGUAGUGUGUUAUGGCGAUGUUUGUCAACGAAAAUGUAAAUGUUCCCUUCGAAAGAAAAUGUAUAAAGUGAUUUGUCAGAACAAAGGAAUAAAGGAUAUAAGUCUGUAUACUUUCCCAAAGAAUAUGGAUGUAUUGGAUCUUUCAAGGAAUAACAUUACGAUCUUAAGAAGGCACUUUUUAGAUAACCAUUAUAAACUGAGGAACUUAUAUCUGCACAAGAAUUCUAUCAGUGCAUUUGAAGCAAGAGCAUUUGUUGGUCUUGAUAACUUAGAGCGACUACAACUAAAAGAAAAUAACUUGGUUGAACUAAAAAAUAAAUCAUUUGAAGGACUCCCAAAGCUCAAGAUGCUUGAUAUUGGCAACAACAGGAUUAAAAAAAUUGAUAGAAAAGCAUUUGAUGGAUUAAAGAAAUUAACAAAAUUAUUUUUGAAAAACAACAGUUUUACUACAAUUUUAAAUGGAACAUUUGAUGAAUUGACUUCUCUGAACAAAAUCGCCCUGAAAGGUGUGCCGCUUAUAUGCAAUUGCCAACUUAAUCCCUUCAUGAAAUUUGUAGCGAAGCACACUAUUAAAGUCCAUGGCACUUGCCAAAGUGACGAAACCUUGGGUGAUCUCAAAGGAAUAGAUCUUUGUGAUAAACCACCGGAUCUUAUUCUGUCCCCGGCUGAAGAUCAGAUUGUUGCAAUUGGUGAUAGUCUUACAAUCACGUGUCGAACAACAAGCAAACGUAAACGAAGCCUUUACUGGGGAAAGAACAAGAAACCUCUUCCAAAUUAUUUGCAAGUUUUGAAGUUCACUAAGGGAGAAACGAUUGCAACUAUGGUGAAAUUUAAGUCAAUCAAGUGGAAAGAUGGUGGAACGUACUUGUGUUCCGGUGACGAUAUGAUUACCAAGGAGAUUGCUGUCCGAGUGGUGACCUGGAAACGACCCAUGUGUUCACGUGACGUGUUGAUAGUUGGCCAUGAUCAAUACCUCUGGCCAGUGACAUUAGGGCGAACAGCAGAGGUAGCAUCAUGCCCCUGGCCAAAUGACGGUGAGGUUACGGGUGUUGAUACUCACGUGCGACGCACGUGUAACGAGAAAGGAGUUUGGGGCGAGAUAACUACUGGUAACUGUCAAUUGGCACCGCUUUCCGAGAAACUCUUUCUAUUACCCAAGUUGCUGAAGAAAAAAGACUUCGCCGAAGUUUUGAAUGUCGUCGAAAAACUAAAACUGUUAACGGUGCCGUCGUUUUACGAUAACGCUGCGAAUGUCUCUUUGGCUUACAAGGCUUUUUCUGCCAUCACUGGAAUACGGAUGAAGUUCCAGGGCAAGCUACUGGAUGACCUGAUGGCGUGUUUUAACAACAUAAUGGGUGUCAAAGAGAAGAUCCUCCAUGCUGCAGAAGAGAAAGAUAGAUCUCCCUCAAGAAUUGCCGUUCAAUUGGAACUAAUAUCACGUAGAGCGUGGAACAAGUCUUUAUCGUAUAAGUUAAGCGAUGUUGUGCUUGGCUCUGUGAACCUCAAGAAUGUUGCUUCAAAUGGCAACACGACGUGUAAAGUCUUCUUUGAUGCUGACAAGAGAAAAGAUUCUCCUGGUGUUAUCUGCCACCCAAACAAACGCAAAGACUUCUCUUUGUCCAUUGUUAUACCUGCCACAAUAUUUCAAAGUUUAGAAGCUGCUGGUUUCCCUUCGAAAAAUUUUAAGCUUCAGUUUCUCGUCUAUCGUAACGCCUUCCUGUUCCCUAAUGUUCUUUCAAACGAGACAGAAGACAUUAUGAAAGGAAGAUAUGUUUCAUCCAAUGUCUUGUCUAUUCAAACGGAAGUCAAAAAGGAAAUAAAUCUCACAGAUCCAGUCGUCAUUCAAUUUGCUACCAAGCCCGGUACUGAUCCAAUAAUCAGCUAUUUUGAUUUGGGUGAAAAAGUCGCUGGCAAACAGUGGUCACGAAUGACGGGCUGCCACGUGAAACUUUCAACGGCUUCCAUGACAACUGUUGAGUGCUCACGUUUAAUGAACAAAAACCUGGCUAUCAUGUCGAAAUCGGGAGCUACCCAAGACGUGUUUUACCCUGUAGAAAUUGUCGUCUAUCUGGGCGCUGUUGUUACGUCACUCCUUUUGAUUGCUGUUUUAAUCACUUUUGCUCUGGCAAGAAAUCUUCGAUUUAACCGUGAGGAUAUUAUCAUGCUGAUGAACGCUUGCCUAUCGUUGUUGGUCGUCGUAUUGUCGUUCGCCUUCGGAAUCGACCGUACAGAGAACGCGAUUGUAUGUCGGAUGGUCGGGAUUUUUUUGCAUUUCUUUUUCUUUGCUUCCCUGCUCUGGCUCGGGAGUUAUGUCGUGUGCGUAACACGUCGCUUGAUGCCUCCAAAAGAAACCAGCGACGAAGUCUUUAAUCCUGUUCUGAUGUACUAUAUGGUCAGCUGGGGAGUUCCAGCGAUUGUUUGUGGUAUGACUUUAGCUGGUGAUCUAAAGAACUACAAAACAGCUGACUACUGCUGGUUGACAGAGAGUGCGGGCUUAGGAGCGUUUAUUGGUCCAGCUUGCCUGCUGUUCAUAAUCAACGCUGUUUUGCUUGUGCGCCUGCAUUUGAUACUGGCUCGCGGUGCUAUCGACCGUCGCCCAAGCGAAGAGAACACGGAGGAGGAGAGGUUACAAACGGACGAACCGGGCGUCCUCGAAGAUGCCCCGGACCCUAACGAGGCACAAAACGCUGAAAAGUCUUCCAUGACUCUAAACCUUGUCGCCACGUGGGUCGUGAUGUCUCUCGUCUAUCUCAACUUCAUCUUGGCGUAUUUUCUUGUGAACUCGAGAACUUCCAAGCUUCGUUGGAUCUUUCUUAGUUAUGUUUACGCGUUGGCGAACAUAGCCUUAGGCACCGCGAUAUUGGGUUUUCAUUGCGUCGCACGGCCAAACGUGCGCGAGACAUGGGCCGCAAUGUGGAAAUGUUUACGUGAGAUCAAAAUCUCUUGCGGGCUGUGCAGGGCCUGCAGGUCUCUGUGGGAAAGCUUCAAAACGAAAGAGAAUACUUUUGUGGUAAAUGAACCCAUUUUAAUGAACGGUGAAGCUAUGCCUCAAAGAUUGGAGUCUGAUCGUCAAUCCAACAUAACUCUUCCGUCCUCAGCUGCUCUGACCAAUGACGUCUUUGUUAAUGGCCGGCCAAUGUCUACUGCACGACUUUCGUUGCUUGAUGAGGCAGAUUUUCCACCAGAUGAAAAUCCCCGUGCAGGAGCUGCUGACAACGAGGUCGAUAUUACAGAGACUGGAAACGGCGAUGAGAACAGACGCAGCCAUAGCUCAAUACAAUCAGAGAGGAAGAGUAGAACUGUUGGUGAGGUUGCUACUGAAAUAUCUCCGAGCAUUCCCGAGGACAACGAAGAAAGUCAAAACUUGCUGGAAGAGACAAACGAGGAUCACGCGGACGUUACCGAUGGUCUUACGUCGAAAUCCGAAUCUUCGGCGCCAACUGCCAUCGAAGUACCCCAGAAUCCUGUUCGGGCAGAUAGUCCAGUGGCAGAGGCGGCGCGUUUUAGCGGGCAUGCAGGCAUGGUACGACCUUUUGUGUUACCAGGUAGUGGAAUAAUACCAUUUCCAUCCGCAAACCUACAUCCUCACCCGGGACAUCAAUUCCGACCCGUUUUCCAGGCUCCCUUUACCCACCCGAGUAUGCCUGCAUCCUACUAUGCGCCUGCAAACCAAGGCCAUCCUUCAAAUCAAGGUCAUCCAAUGCAUCAGAUACCGCCUACCCUUCAAGUGACACCUGCACAUCAGGUUCCACCUGGUCAUCAGGUUCCACCUGGUCAUCAGAUCCCACCUGCACUUCACGUGCAGCCUGCAUUAAUUGAGCCCGCGCCUCCUAGUUAUCAAAAAGCCACUGACGUCGCCUCGCAAUCAAGCUCGUCGAUCGGGGAGAAUACUCUCUCCUCGCGUUCCAACUCAAAACGAAAGCGUUCGAGCGAAUCUUUAGGUUCACGAAACGAAGCCGGAUCGGUUGGACCCAGGGCACGAAAGCUUCAUCAAAAUCAAGUCCAGGCAUCUAGCUCGGCUGCUAUAAGCGAAGUUCCUGCCCCAGGACAAGUUGCAAACCGACUGAGUGACUCAACGAACGCGCGAAAUGCUGCUCAGAAUCUUGGGGCUAGCUCUAGUAACUCACGACCUGCAAGUCGUUAUAGAGACGGCCGCCUGAAGCCUGAGCCCAAGCAAUGGAACGGAUCUACUCGAAAUAGGAUUGCAUAUGUUCCCAUCCCUCACGUGUCGAAAAUCCACAGAGAACCGUUACAUAAUGAAACCAGCGUGUGAGCAUUACGAAUAUGAGGAACGAAGGAAGAGUUAAAAUGGAAGAAACCGUGUCUUUAUGGACUGAAGACUAUCUGAACUGAGUAAAAGCGUGUGUUGUUAUUCCAGUAAAGCACCAGGGAUGUUUGACUCUUGGUUGAACUGCCAGGCUUCCCAAAGAUAUGUUAUCAUUUACUGCUGAAGGAAUGACGAAUACCUGACACGGUUCAAGCCGCAAUUGUACGACUAUUCAAAAGCGAUCACGCUGAGACUGAAUAUUGAAAAAAAACACUUAAGUCACCAACUAUGGGAUUUCGUCCACACAAAGUAAUCCUUAAUUUUUGCUGGUAAUAAUCACAGUAAAUGAUGUUUUUCAAGCACAAACAGGGAGUCCUAGGAAACCAGUUGGACUAUUUAUCAACUGUGAUAUUGUACAUAACAAGACUUUUUUACUUCCUAUGGCUUCAUUUUAAAUACACGUGGGAGUCUGAAUCUGAAAAUAUCGAUUCUUGUAUUUUUAUUUUUAUUAAGCCUUGCGCAUUGUAUGAUAAUCGGGUUUUGUGGAACCCACAAAUAAAGCUCAAUUUUGAUACGAAAUAUUUAAACUUCGUAUUAAAAGUUCUGGUUCUUGGGAUUUUGUUCACAUGUCAACAUGUCAUGUUUUACUUGUUUUUUAGCCGUGAGUGAGUGUAUACUCAAAGAAGAGUAAAAUAAAUUUAUACACACAUUG
Molecule: messenger RNA, 5275 nt
Organism: Dendronephthya gigantea
Lineage: Eukaryota; Metazoa; Cnidaria; Anthozoa; Malacalcyonacea; Nephtheidae
Product: adhesion G protein-coupled receptor A3-like
Exons: 20
Coding region: 250-4569 (1439 amino acids)
Biological process (GO): G protein-coupled receptor signaling pathway; cell surface receptor signaling pathway
Cellular component (GO): plasma membrane
Molecular function (GO): G protein-coupled receptor activity; protein binding
Source: RefSeq, a predicted model, not a curated record